AUGGCUACCACUAAUGGAGAAGUCGUAAUGGGUGAUAUGGACUACGAUGGCCGGGUUAUCAUCUACAUUAUCAAAGCCGACCAAACUUCUUAUAUCAACUACAUGAAGCCCCUGAUUCUGGCAGAAGAGCUGCAGUUCCCGCAUGUCCUUUCUGUCAUCGAUACCCGCGAUGAAUGGUUCUACAGCAUCCAUCCAGAGAGAUACGUUCCCAGUCUCAAGGACGAAGAUCCAGCCACCAAGGAGAAGGUCAUUGUCUUUGAAAGCACUGCUUGUCUGCAGUACUUAACCGAUCGUUUCGACACCGAUGGUUUCUGGACUGGUCGCACCGCUGCUGAAAAGGGGGCCAUCUUAUCGUGGACCGCAUAUCAGACAGCCGCCCUAGGUCCCACGGCCAAGUACUGGCUUUACUUCAAGAAAGGAUAUCCCACCAGGGCUAAUCCAAUUGAACUCCCCCGUACAAUUGAGAAGCUGCAUGCAAAUACCGUUCGACAGUGGGAUAUCUUGGAAAAGAGGCUAAAAGAGCCGGGUCAGGACUACAUCGCUCUGAAAGACCGCCCAACUGUAGCAGAUUUGUCCUAUUUCCCGUUUGCGAUGCCUUGGAUGUUCAGCUUCUUUGGCGUAGACGUCAAGGACUGGCCACAUAUUCAACGCUGGGGAGAGCGGAUGCUGAGCAGGCCUGCAAUUAAACGAGUCUUGGAGCGUGCUCCUACCUUGGGACAUUGA
Molecule: messenger RNA, 723 nt
Organism: Trichophyton rubrum CBS 118892
Lineage: Eukaryota; Fungi; Ascomycota; Eurotiomycetes; Onygenales; Arthrodermataceae
Exons: 4
Coding region: 1-723 (240 amino acids)
Source: RefSeq, a predicted model, not a curated record